Messenger RNA from Naegleria fowleri, 369 nucleotides. RefSeq lists its product as uncharacterized. NCBI's taxonomy places the organism in Eukaryota, Heterolobosea, Eutetramitea, Acrasida, Naegleriidae. The transcript has a single exon. The coding region runs from base 1 to 369 and encodes 122 amino acids. The record is from RefSeq and is a predicted model, not a curated record.
AUGACAAACCAUUCACGUCCCAAUGAUUUCACAUCCUCCUUCCUAUUUCCUCGACCACAACAACAAACGAUCAUGCUUCGACGUCUCUCCUCACUCAUUCAACAAUUAGCUCCGUCAACAACAGAGCACUAUCCUCUCACAACAACUGCAACCUCGUCAUCAUCAUUGGGAGGAAAUCGAACACGCACUUCCGAGUCUUACAUGCCUCCUGAUUUUUAUUCAUCACGAACUGCAAAUAUGAUGCAAUAUCGUAAUUUUGUAAAUCGAAGACAACAAGCAUUGAUGCCAAUUUACUUUGAUUCCAACGAAGAUUUCAUUCGGAGAGUAGCAAUGAAUUAUUAUUAUUCUCAACAUGGCGAUAAAUAUUGA